AUGAGCUUCAAUGCAAAGAACCUUAGCUACGCAUCGAAUGAGCCAGCAUUCCUUCGCAAGCUCAGGGGCGACUAUGGUGACCGUGACUCAUCUCGCCACGAGCGGCCAUUAGCCAGGCCAAGAAAGCAGGUACAGGAAGGAGAGGACAACGAUCAGCCUACCUACGUUGUGGAGGACAGCCAGGACACUUUGUCGAAAGCCGAGUAUGAAGCCUUGGUAGCCGCUGACACCGCCGACAAGGACGAGAAUAAUGUGCUUUUAUCUGCAAAAGCCGGCCAUGUUAUUGAGGAAGCUGAACCUAGAAAAGAUGAGGUCGCUGGAGAAGCGGCUCCUGUGAAGCAGGCAGUCGCAGGUAUUGGAGGUUCAACUAAGCGGAGGCUGGCGAAGGUUGUUGGCGAUGAAGGAGAAGACAAAGCAGCCUCCGAAGACUGUGUUUCCGGAAGGAACAGUAAAACAUCUAGAGUUAAGAAAGGGAAGAAGAUGAAGUUGUCAUUUGAUGAUGAAGGUACAGAGCCUUAA
Molecule: messenger RNA, 519 nt
Organism: Letharia columbiana
Lineage: Eukaryota; Fungi; Ascomycota; Lecanoromycetes; Lecanorales; Parmeliaceae
Exons: 2
Coding region: 1-519 (172 amino acids)
Source: RefSeq, a predicted model, not a curated record